Messenger RNA from Anoplophora glabripennis (Asian longhorned beetle), 519 nucleotides. Its product is annotated as CCR4-NOT transcription complex subunit 11. The transcript has 5 exons. Lineage: Eukaryota; Metazoa; Arthropoda; Insecta; Coleoptera; Cerambycidae. The record is from RefSeq and is a predicted model, not a curated record. The coding region runs from base 1 to 480 and encodes 159 amino acids.
AUGAGUUAUUUUUAUCCUCCUGAACAUCAAAGUAAUGUAGGGGCUCCAAAAUUAGAAUAUCCAGGUCAAUUACCAAGACUGACACCUCCUGAAAAGCAUUUUGUUACUCAGUUACUAUCGGAUAUACCUAAAGAUGGACUUAUGAAAAAAACAGCUUUACAGAUUUUAAAUUCUGAUACUUCGCCUCAUACAAACAUUGAUUUUUCGUUAAUCCAGUUAAGUGUAGCUGAGAAGCAAUCUGAAUUGCCCCAGACUUAUAAAACUGGAAUUCCAGUCAUAUUAUCCAUCCCGGAAAAAACUUCAAACAGUUAUUCUCAGAAUUUUGGAACAGACGAUAUUAUCAUAAAAAAACUUGCUAGUGGUGAUAAUGCUCCAGUAAACAAAAUUUAUAAACCAGAAUUUGUAACAUUAGCACCGCCAUUACUAAAUUGCGAAGAUGAACCUAAAACGAAUUUAAACGGAUGCAAACUACACCCCUGACGUUCACCCUCCAAAAAAGGCUGUUUUCUAAAUAUUUCG